Molecule: messenger RNA, 737 nt
Organism: Oppia nitens
Lineage: Eukaryota; Metazoa; Arthropoda; Arachnida; Sarcoptiformes; Oppiidae
Product: RCC1 and BTB domain-containing protein 2-like
Exons: 3
Coding region: 33-737 (234 amino acids)
Source: RefSeq, a predicted model, not a curated record
AUUUGGGGUUAAUAUGAUGUUUGUUACCAAAGAUGAUGAUCGGGUCUAUGGAUUGGGUGCUAAUGUCAACGGAUCACUGGGUUUGGGACACAACCAGUGGUUGUGGUAAAGAUAGAAAUGGACAGUUAGGUCAGGGAAGUGAUAGCAAUAAAUAUAAGAAACCAAUGAUUAUACAAAUCAAUGACAACAAUGAUUUGAUAAGUGAUGUGAGUUGUGGUUCAUAUCACACAUUAGUUUUAACGCAUAAGAAUGAAGUGUAUGGUUGGGGUUGUAAUGAUUUCGGACAAAUCGGUAGCCGAGACACCACUUGUGAAUCAAUUACUAAACCGGAAAAAAUAAAAUUUAAUGAAAAUUAUUGUAUAAAAUCUGUUCACUGUUUUGAUAACUCAUCGUUUGCAUUGACAAGUGAUGGACAAGUGUUUAGUUGGGGUCGAAAUCGUUGCAAUCAAUUGGGACUUAAUUGCAAUAAUCUAAUGAUAUGUAGACCACAAUUGAUAUGCAAUCUAUCGGGUAUAACAUCCAUACAAUCGGGUGCAGGAAAAACAUAUUUCAGUAGUGAUUAUAAAAAUAAAGUGUAUAUUUGUGGUGAUUAUUACAAUGAAAAUAAUGUGAUUGAUAUACAAAUGACACCAAAAUUAUUGGGUAAUUGUAAUGAAUUUAGUGAUAUUCAGUCAAUUAAAUCCUAUAAAUGGAAUGAAAGAACAUUUAUGUGUUCAAUGGAUGAUAUGUAUAAUUGA